Messenger RNA from Amphimedon queenslandica, 1587 nucleotides. Its product is annotated as solute carrier family 15 member 4-like. The transcript has a single exon. The record is from RefSeq and is a predicted model, not a curated record. The coding region runs from base 1 to 1587 and encodes 528 amino acids. NCBI's taxonomy places the organism in Eukaryota, Metazoa, Porifera, Demospongiae, Haplosclerida, Niphatidae.
AUGCCGUCUAUUCUGCUCCUAAUUUUUGCUCUAUCAAUUGCAGUUUGUCAUUCAAUAUUUGACAGUAUCUUCAAGCAUCUAUCUGGAACCCAGAAUGAUAAAUAUGAUCCAUCAUCAUACUCGAAAAAAAUUUCUGACAUUGGAAUUGUGAUUGGAAUUGUAAUUGGAAAUGCAUUUUAUCUUUUUGUCCCUUUCUGUGGCUGGCUAUCAGACACUAAGAUUGGUCGUAGUAAUGCUAUUUAUCUCAGUCUAUGGCUUGGCUGGAUAGGCACUCUACUGUGGGCUAUAGGAUGCUGCUUUCAAUACUAUUCUUGUGAUACUGCUCCAAUAGCAAGAUAUGCUUUUUUUAUAACAGCCUUUGUUUUCAUGUUUGCUUCAAUGGCAUUCAUGUUUACUAAUAUAAUAGCAUAUGGCAUAGAUCAGUUAAUGAAUGAGUCUAGUAUCAAGAUAAGAGCAUUCAUUCAUUGGUCAUGGCUAUUUCUUUAUAGUGGAAAUGCAUUGUCCGUAAUAUCAAACAAGCUUAUCACUGCAGUUGUUGCUUUUUUCCUUUUCUCUAUUUCUCUUUGUCUUCAUUUUUUUCUCAAGGAUCAUUUUGAGCACAUACCCAUUCCUGAUUCUUAUAGAAUUGUAUUUAAAGUGUUGAAGUUUUUUAUUCAAAAUAAUAGAAGACAGCAGCGUAGUGCAUUCACAUACUGGGGAGAGGAGCCCAGUAGAAUGGAUCUUGCUAAGGAGAGGUAUGGUGGUUCAUUUACUCAUGAAGAGGUGGAAAAUGUUAAGACUUUUCUACGUAUUAUAGCUGUUUUAGUCACUGUUUUUCCCAUUUGUAUCUCUAAUACUCCCUAUUUGUUCAACUCGUCAAAUUUUGUUGCUCAGUUUAAGAAUGGUACUGAUGAUUUACAUGGGCACGUUCAAGAUUCUAUUUGGCUCCUUGGCAACUUCUCUCCUUUAAUUAUUUUAGUACCAUUGUUUGAACUGGUUGUUUUGCCGCUCUUUCCUAAAUUAGAAUACUUUCUAACUAAUCCACUGAAAGGAAUAGGUAUAGCCAAUAUUCUCUUCAUUAUAUCAAUUCUAAGUACAUUCUUUAUUGAUUUGGUUGGAAGAUCUUUUAAGAAUUCUGACAUGCCUUGCUUUUUUACAUGGAAACCAGAAUCAGUUCACGAAACAAUUCAGAUAUCCUAUUGGAUACUUCUCAUACCUUCAGUAGUAGCAGGCACAUCAUUAGCUCUACUCUGGAUAUGUGUUCUUGAGUUCAUUUGUAGUCAAACUCCUUUUGGUAUGCAUGGAAUGAUCAUUGGACUGUUUUGGUUCCUGCAUGGAGUGUAUGCUGACAUUGGUAUGGCCAUUACAUAUUAUGCUAUACCCCCAAUCUCAUUUAUGUCCUGUACUUCUUGGUUCUCAUUCAUAUUUGGUGUCAUUGCUGUGUUUGGGUUAGUAGUGUAUGUGUUAGUAGCUCGAUGGUAUGUUAAGAGGAUCAGAGAUACUGAUCUUGGCCUUCGUGCUGCUGUAGAGGAGCAAUGGGAGAAGAGACUAAUACAAAAGAACACUUUUAAAGAGAAUGAAACUGAUGAUGAAGAUUUCUCCAUUUGA